Molecule: messenger RNA, 698 nt
Organism: Striga hermonthica
Lineage: Eukaryota; Viridiplantae; Streptophyta; Magnoliopsida; Lamiales; Orobanchaceae
Source: the annotation of a GenBank genome assembly
UCUUGACUUGUGCCUCGCGCGUGUCGCCUUGCGCCCCGCGCUCAUCGUCCGGCGCGCCCAAUGCCCGCGCCUUGCCCAUCGCUCGAUGCGCGCCCGUCCAUCCGCACCAACUCCCCUCGCGCGUCGUCCACCCAACAACCUCCCCCUGCGCACCACUUCGCCACGCGCGUCUACGCCAAUGUGCGUGUGCGCGCCCUUGCCUAAUGCACCUCUCGUAAAGUAUUUUAUCAUGUCUGUGUCUGAUUAUGUUGAUCUUUCCAAUACUCAGAUGCCGCCUCGUACAGAACCAGGUCAUCAGGAGCUCCCUCAGGCCACAGUAGUCGCACACUUUCGCGACUACCAUCCAGAAAAGUUUUUCGGCCAAGGGGAUCCGCGUAUAGUGGACGAAUGGGUUCAGGGCCUUGAAAUGAUUUUCGAGGUCAUGGACUGUCCGGAUCAUUAUCGUGUGAUAUGCGCACAAAUCCAGCUGACCGGUGAUGCCCGACUCUGGUGGAAUGCCCAUUGGGGUAUGCGUCCCGGCGAGAAAGAAAAUUUUACAUGGGACCAAUUCAAGGAGUUGAUCUGCGGGAAGUACUAUCCUUCGUACUACCGAGCAGAUAUGGAGCGUCAGUUCUUGGCACUCAGACAGGGUACUCGUUCUGUUGACGAGUACGAGAGAGAGUUUACCCGACUCGAAUCCUUUGUAUCUGAUCUUGUGA